CCGCGCCUCCUUUCCUUUCCACUGCAAUGUCCACCACCACCACCACCGCGGCAGUGAAAGCGCCACAGACCAUCCCGGGAUCGGACAUCCCGACACUCCUGACGCCAAUCCAACUCGGUUCCUCAGCCACGCUCGCGCACAGGGUGGUCCUGCCGCCACUGACCCGGCGUCGGGCUUCUUUUGGCGGAACUCCGAACGUUGAGCUCAGCGGGCGCUACUAUGCUCAGCGCGCGACUGCCGGCGGGCUGCUGAUUGCCGAGGCCACCAACAUCACUGCUCAGGGCCAAGGGUACCCGAGCACCCCGGGCAUCUUCAAGGAGCAGCAUGUCGAAGCGUGGCGCAGAAUCACGGAUCGAGUGCAUGCAGUCAACAAGAACAAGACCAGCAGUGAUUCGGUGUCUGCAUCGAACGCAGCGCCCGCCGUCUUCUAUCUGCAGCUGUGGCAUGUCGGUCGUGUGUCGUUUGCCGAGUACCAGCCGGAUGGACGCGCCCAGGUGGCUCCGAGCGCCGUUGCCAUUCCCAACACGAACGGGAUGCUGCCGGACGGGACUGCCACGCCGCACACUGUGCCGCGAGCGCUCGAGAUCUCUGAAAUUGACGCCAUUGUGGACGACUAUGCCAAAGCGACCGUGAAUGCGCGCCGUGCUGGCUUUGACGGCGUCGAAAUCCACGGCGCCAACGGAUAUUUGAUUGAUCAGUUCUUGCACGCCGGAUCAAACACCCGCCAAGACGAGUAUGGCGGCAGCAUUGAAAACCGCGCCCGUUUCCUCUUCCGCGUGGUGGAGGCUGUGAUUGCUGCAUGGAAAUCUGGCAACGACCCUGCUGACAACACGCACUCGGUUGGCUUGCGCCUCGCACCCUUCGGCACCUUCCUCGCCAUGUCGGAUCCGAACGAGGACGAGUUGUUCUCGUAUGUGAUUGAGCGCCUCAACCAGUACAAUCUUUCCUUCCUGCAUCUGAUUGAGCCGCGGGUGGCAGGAAACCAGACCUGCUCUGAAGUCGAAGAGACGGUGGUGCUGGACAAGUAUGUUCAUCUGUACAAAGGACCCAUCAUUGCGGCGGGUGGUUUUCAGCCUGCAGCUGCUGAGCGAAUCUGCUCUGCCUACGCCAAACAGGGCCAUGCAGUGGCUGUUGCUUUUGGCCGCUCGUUCAUUUCCACACCCGACUUGCCUCGCCGACUGUUGCUUCGUGCGGAGCUUUCGCCCUACAAUCGAGCUACCUUUUACACGAAUGAUCACAUUGGGUAUACCGAUCAAUCACCUCUUUCUGAAUCCGAAGUGGAGCAGCACCUUGAUUUGCUGAGCAAAUCUCGCGGCAUUGAUGACCUUCGCGCGUUGAACCUUGCGCUCUCUCCUAUUGGCGUUUAAGAACUCACUCGAUCCGAUUAUUUUCGAUUGCUUGAGGCUGAUUUUGUAUUCUCUCAAAAAAAUUACAUUGGCAUGUCUGCUC
Molecule: messenger RNA, 1449 nt
Organism: Capsaspora owczarzaki ATCC 30864
Lineage: Eukaryota; Filasterea; Ministeriida; Capsasporidae
Product: NADH:flavin oxidoreductase
Exons: 2
Coding region: 27-1367 (446 amino acids)
Molecular function (GO): oxidoreductase activity; FMN binding
Source: RefSeq, a predicted model, not a curated record